This is a messenger RNA of Aphanomyces invadans, 1805 nucleotides long. RefSeq lists its product as hypothetical. The coding region runs from base 8 to 1708 and encodes 566 amino acids. The transcript has 2 exons. The record is from RefSeq and is a predicted model, not a curated record. NCBI's taxonomy places the organism in Eukaryota, Oomycota, Saprolegniomycetes, Saprolegniales, Verrucalvaceae.
GUCGUGGAUGGCGUGCCGAGACUGCCAGACGAAAGCGUGCCACUUGUGCCGGCGCUGCAUCACCGCGCACUGCACAUGUGGCCCUGUUCUAGUCAAUCCCAUCUGCCUGGAAUCGAAAGCAUGUGACUGUAUCACUCUAUCACGGUGUGGUCGCUGUAGAGGCUGUAAACCAACCAAACGUCGCGCCAUCUACCAUUGCAACUGCGCGCAGCAUGCACUUGGCAACUGCUUGUGCGAUUCCAUCCUCGUACCAGAAGACAAUGCGCACGACAACUUGAUGCAGAAACGACGGGUCCGGCGGCGAUUCAGCCUCCCGAGUGUGGAUAACGUGUACAGCGCCCGCCAUUCCAAGCAAGAUCUGUUUGAGUCGUCGGCCAUGUACAGCCUGUUGCGCACGAAAGGUGGUAAAAUUCUAUCACACACAGACAGAGACGGCCGCCGCGGCGCUCACACGAUGUCCUACUUGGCCUCGCUCGAGCGCGAUCGCUCCAAGGCCACCGAGAAAAAAGCGUUGCGAGCCAAGGCCCCCGAAUACUUUGACCGUGCGAUGGACAACGCGACGUAUACAGCUGAAGUAGAAUCCCGCAUGCCGUCGGAUGGCAUCGUGGACUAUCUCGUGUACACGGGUAGUUUGAAGGUGGCGAACGUGCCCGAGCUGCUUGGUACGAUGGACUCGUCAGCGGCGGUCGCGGCGGCCAUCGUCGUUGAAGAGUUCAUCCGCCAGGAAGUCGAAGCCUUUGUCGAGCAGAAACAGCAGGUACCGUUGGUGGACGAAGAGGCCUUGGUGGGGUGCAUCCACGAGCUGCUCAACGGAGCCAGGCCCACGGCAUCGCUGGCAGACUCAGUCACGAACGAAUUGCAUCGCGUGUUUGGAAAAGAUGCGCUGAGUGCGUACGAUGUCAAGAAGAUGGUCGAGGACGAGCUCGCGUGUGCCACCGCCGACGACGACAACGAAGAGCGUGCGCAACCCGAAUCGAUUCAAACAUGGAAGGCAAGUCGAGUCGCAAAGGGCAUCCAAGAGCUGGCGCAGGGGGCUGUCCACAGCGAAGACGGCAUAUACGUCACCCUGGUGCAUGGACGCCCGUCCUACUGGUUCUCGGCCGAGGUGCCGGACCACGGGAUUGUGACCAGCGAAGGGUAUUCUUCAUAUUCCCAAGCGUGGAAUACUAAACUCGAGUUGGAAGCACGGGUCGAUGCGUAUAAUCAAGGAGAGACCGCCACGAAAGAUGGCGAUGAUAUGGCCGACGACGAGAACGUGGGCGGCGCCAAGGAGGUCGUCGAGGCUGUGCAUCACAUCCAGGGUGUGGUUGUGCCGCUCAAGACGUACUUUCCCAACGAUCAAUACAUGCAUCGCGUGCUGAUGCGCAUUGCUCUGCCGAUCCCCGAAACCCCCGCGACCCUGGCAGAACGAAUGAAGAGGCGCCUGUGGAAAAAGAUCGAGCGCGCCCGCGACGAGCAGGAGCGCAAAAAACAACAAAAACAGCAGGAAACCGAAACGAUGGAGCACUGGCUGCGGCGAUGCGUGGCGGAAGGCCGGUGUCCGCACUGCAGUGGCCCUUGCGACCACAUCGACGAUUCGACAGCGACCUGCCAGUUGUGGAGCCACUUCCAAGCCAAGCUUGCGUCGGUUGACGACCGACACCGCUCCUUUGAAGACGUCGCGAUCGAGUGGUUUGACGAACGGCGGGAUGACGCGUUUGAUGUGUAGACAUCAAUGGCUCGUUAAUGUACCAUGUCCCCUAUCAAUCCUUCGCAUCCUUCGUGUAUGUCGCGAGGUGGGCUGUGGAUGAAAUGCCGCGGCAUAU